Messenger RNA from Pelodiscus sinensis (Chinese soft-shelled turtle), 1830 nucleotides. Lineage: Eukaryota; Metazoa; Chordata; Testudines; Trionychidae. The record is from RefSeq and is a predicted model, not a curated record.
GUGGGCAUAAACAUUGUUUCCCACAGACGAGCAAGACCGGGAAAACCGGGCGAUUUCCCCAGAGUACAGUACGGAGCUGGAAGGAACAAUGGAACCCCGACAAUUCCUAGAAUGGUUCGAGGGGAACCAACGUCAACAGAAUCAGAUCCAGCAAGAGCGCCAGGCCCAGCAGGACCAGUGGCGGCAGACAGCAGAAAAGAGAUGGGGAACUGCCAUAGGAGGACCAGGAGGAGCCGGGGAAGGACCCAACCUCCUCCUACGCCUUAGCAAGUUGGGGCCCCAAGAUGACCCCGAAGCAUUCCUGACCACCUUCGAGAGGGUGGCGUCGGCAGCACACUGGCCACCGGAGCAGUGGGCCACCUUGUUGGCCCCCUAUUUGAGCGGACCCGCCCAACUGGCUUAUCGGAGCCUAGCAAUUCCAGACGCCCUGAACUAUGCCAAAGUGCGCGAAGCCAUAUUGGACCAAAUAGGGCACUCCCCCGAGACCUGUCGACAGAAGUUCCGGCAAGAAGGGUACAAGACCGGGGACAGACCAAGAGCGGUGGCCCAGCGGUUGCGGGAGUGGGCAAAUCGAUGGCUAGAACCGGAACAAAAGACCGGGGUUCAAGUCACGGAAAGGAUAGUCCUAGAACAGUUCCUACACAUACUGCCCCGGGACGGGCAGCGAUGGGUCCGAAGGAAUCAACCCUCGACCCUCCACGAGGUGGUGGCCCUGAUGGAGGCACACCUGCUGGCCGAGCAAGAAGAGAGCGGGGGCCGGCGAGAGGUACUACCAGGCCCGAAGGCUGGAGGGCCCCGGCCGUUGGGGAAACCCGAAGGGCGGGAACACCCCCCCGGGGAACGACGAGGACGCCAGAAGGUCCCUCGUUUAGCCCCGGUCUGGCCGCCCCAGCGGCCGGAGAGAACCGAAGAGGGAGAGCCACCGGAGCGGACCCUGAGGGAAGCACGACCAGGACCCCGGGGGCCCUGCUUCCAGUGCGGGAAGGAGGGCCAUUUUAAACGGGACUGCACCCUGAACCAGAGGGAACCAGCCGGGACCGCGGGGAAGAUGACAGGUACCGGGGACCGCGUCCUCCGGGAGAUGUUGGUGGAAGGGCGGCCAGUUACGGCCCUGGUCGACUCCGGGUUAUCCGUGACUCUCAUCAGGGCUGACCUCGUCCCCCAGAGUCAAUCGGAAGGAGAACCCAUCCGGAUGCGUUGCGUCCAUGGGGACGUCCGCGCCUACCCCACCGCCCAAGUGCACCUGACCGGUGGUGGCCAGGACUUACUAUGGAAAGUGGGGAAGGCCAGGGACCUGCCCUACCCCCUCCUUAUAGGACGAGACUGGCCCGGAUUCGGGGCCCUGCUGCAGAGCCGGACCCCACUAAUGCCCCAGGGACAAGCAGUGGAGUACCGGGGCCAGGGGCAGGACAGGGAGCCCCGCGGAGGAGCAAUCUGCCUGAAGGUAGGAAUGGAGCCAGACUUCCUAAUGGAGCAGAGGAUGGAUCCCUCCCUGCAAAAAGCAUGGGACCAAGCGACCGCGACCGGAGGGACGGAGCAAGGCCCAGACCGACCCGCCCAAGGCCCACAAUUCCAGAUGCCUCGGAGGUGGGACUCGGAGCGGUGCUAGCUCAAGAGGAACAGGGCGGGGAUCAGCCGGUCUUAUACCUAAGCCGAAAACUGUUACCAGCCGAACGGGCCUACGCCACGAUCGAGAAAGAAGCACUUGCGGUGAAAUGGGCAGUCGACACACUACGGUAUUACUUAUGGGGGAAUAAAUUUAAGUUGGUGACUGAUCACGCACCCUUAGUUUGGUUAAAUUCAAUGAAAGAAACAAAUGCGCGUAUAAUG